AUGAGCUUCGAUAUUGCUAGUGGACUGUACGAAAAUAAACCAAGGAGAAAGAAAACUCAACGUAAAUAUAUUUAUGACAGACAACGGGAGGAAGAAACGAUCAGAAAUGCCAUGAAUCGUGGUUACUUGCGGCGAAUGACCGUUGAAUUUUUGAACGAUAAUGUAGGCUUAGAUGAUUGUGAUUUGCCGGUUGUUGGGUAUUUAAAUGUGACCUCGCAGCAGCUCAGUUCUCUGGGCGCAUUAGAGAUGUGUGUUAGUCUAAGAAUAUGUAUUUUACCUGGGAAUUAUAUCACUGAAUUUGACGCUUUAGCAGGCUGUGUCAAUCUGUGGGCCUUAGAUCUGCAUGGAAAUCAGGUAUGGGUUCUGUUUAGUGUUGUGGGAAGGCUUGAGGGAGAGUUCCAAUCCUUGAAUUACUGAAUUUGAUGUCUAUUGGUAAAAGGGCCUAUUGGUAGACUUUCUGGAAAAAUAAACUUGAUCCAGGUGGAUUUUUGGUGUUUUUUAUUUGAUCUUUGGUGUUAUUUGAAUGAUACAUGAAAAAUGUUUUACUAUUAUUUCUCUCUCCUCAGGACAACAGAAACCUCCUUCCUAGGAGGGCAAGAGGAGGGGGAGGGUUGAAUUUUUUUGAAUGCUUUAGAUUGAUAGGGAUACAACUACCUGAAAAGUACAAGGAGAACUUCGACAUUUUUCAGCGAAGGCCCUUGGUCGAGAAGUUAGUAACCUGAUUAAGUGCCUUUGCAAACAUCAAAAUUCUCCUUGUAUUUGUCAGGCAGUUGAAUUCCUUUCAGUCCGAAGCUUUCUUAUUAUUGCCACUACCAACACUGACACAGAGCGUGUUCAAGAAAUCAACCAAGCCAAUGCUGGCUACUUGCUAUAGAGUAUCACAUAUUCUAUGUGUACAAAUCUUUCAGAUCAAAAAGGUGCCAGGACACACAUUUUGGAGUGCUUUAAACCAACUUCAGAUUGCGCUGCUUCAUGACAAUGGUAUUUCAAAACUUGAGACGAUCCACCACCUAAGUUCCUCGCCCUCCCUUGUUCUCCUCACGUUGUACGACACCCCCCUGAGUUUAAAGAAAAACUAUCGGCAUCAUGUUGUCAAUGGCGUGUGGUCAUUGAAAGCACUGGACUGCCAUGUUGUCUCGGACGAGGAAAUUAUCGAGGAUUCUAAGAUGCCUGGGCAAUUUGCGGCACUGAACAAGAAUUUUAAAGUUGAUCUGACUCACACUUUGACAAAGGUAGAUUUUUAACUAUCAUUCACAAAAUAAGCAAUACAAGUAUUUUGUUAUAUGGCAAGGCAAUCCAUCUGCAAAAUGCAGCAUUUUGAUUCGUCCCCUCAAGGCAUAUUUUAACAUACAUACUGGGGGGGGCAUUUGGCCCUGCGUGUGCCACUAGUUAGUGGCUCAGACUGGGCCCUAACUUUACCCUAAGUGACCUAAAUUGUACUCAGGGGAGCCCACACUGGGCCCUAAUCUUGGUUUUGCCCCCCCCUCCCCCCCCACUGUAAAACAUUUAAAAUAUGCACUGGAUGCCCUCGUCUCAUUUUGUGACAGGAAUCUUCGUUGGAAGAAGCUGUCAAACAAAUAGAAAAGUUAAAAGGAAAGGUGAACAGGAUUCAAGCGAAAUACUGUCCAGUUCUGUUGAUCCAAAAGACUUUUAGAAUGUUCGCCAUUCGGAAGAGAUACAAGUACCUCUUGGCUACGAGAGUUUGGUAAGUUAGUGAAGACUAGUUUAUUAUCAGCGUGAAAGAUCAUAGCCUAUCUAAGGGAAGAUGACUAUGAAACUUAUUAGAAUAACAAUAUUAACUCAUUAUCUAUGUUAGUCAACGUUUAUUCAUAAAUCUGGUCCUUCGCCAUCACGCGUGUAUCGUAUUUUUGCCCAACUAACCAAUAACAAUGUUUUAGGAAAGUCACCUAUCCGUAACUCGAACAAUAGGGAAAUUGGAAAUUGCUUUUGGUGGAUUUGGCAAAAAUACAAUACACACGUGACGGUGAAGGACCAGAUUUAUGAAUAAACGUUGACCAACACAGAUAAUGAGUUAUAUUGAUAUUCUAAUGAGUUUCACAGCCAUCUAGUUAUCACAAGUUCGCUUCAUCAAUUUUCGUUCUCUAAUUUCAAGUAUCUUUUAUUUCAUAGGGCGGCGACGUCGAUUCAAAGAUUCUACCGUUUUCACAAAGGCAUAACGCAAUCGCUAGAAGAAGUGAUACCACCGCCAACGUCACCGUUCAUUCCCCCCGACUGCAAUGCUAACUUGAGUUCCUAUGACAGUCAUACACACGGAGAAUCUGAAGACGAUUCCGGGGGGAUGGAGCAGUACGACAGUAAUUCCUCACGCAGAACUAGAGAGAGCAGUGUAUAUGUACCUGGCAUGAAUUACAUUUCCGUCGGAAACGUUGGGAGUCUACAUGAAGGGGGGUCGUCGGGCUCGGCAGGACAGAGUAAGACUCCGACAGAUUUGAGCAAGAUUUCUACAGAUUUGAGUAAGGCUACAGACAGGAGUAAGAUUUCUACAGACACAGUUGUACGGAGUAAAGGAGAAUUGGGUGAUCUUAACUAUAGGUCCCGGAGUAACCUAAACGUUGGCGAAGCAAACUCGCGCGAACAAAGUUUCGAAAGACAGAAGAAAGUGACACGACGGAUGACCAUUGACUUGGUUAAACUGGAGUCCUCCGCUGUUGGUACCAUUGAAAGCGCUACCUGUGAGGUCACCGUCGAUAGUGCACUGGGACUAGGUAGGUAGAGUUUCCUCCACUUAUUUCUUCUGGGUGGUUAUGAAAGAGCUCAAAACUGAUACAAACACAGUCUUUAAUCCAGUCACCCUCGGCAGAUAAUGGACGUGUACAAGAAUAUAAAACGAACAUCAGAAAGACAAUGUUUCCUGGUUUAUCCACCUUCAGGACACAUGGCUAGAAAACAAUGUUCUGGUCUGUCCACCUUCGGGAAACGUUAGGAAACAAUGUUUCCUAGUUUUUCCACCUUUGGGAACCAUGGCUGGGAAAAAAGUUUCCUGAUUUGUCUACUUUCAAGACACAUGGCUAGGAAACAAUGUUUCUUGGCUUUUCCACCUCCAGGAAACAUGGCUAGGAAACAAUGUUUUCUGGUUUAUCCACCUUUAGGAAACAUGGUUGGGAAACAAUUUUUCCUGGUUUUUCAAGGCUUGAGCUAUACGUUCAAUAAUAUUUAUAUAUAUAAUAUCUUUUUAGAUAAGAAAUCAAAAUCGCCAAAAGACUCGAAAAGUAAGAUUAACGUGAAUAUAAACGAGGAAGACAUGAUUUUGGUUGAGCAAAGAAAAAGAGAAAGUAGCGAGCACGAUGACGCACUGUAUAAACGUCGUUUAAAGCCGGAAAUGGUCGGAAAGUACAGGACGGUUCGAGUAUUCCUUGGAGACGUUGUUGAACCCAAAACGAAACGGGAGGUCGUCACGAACAGUGACGAGGAUGAAGCGAUUGGUUUCCGGCUACAAGGCGAAGAGCCACCGAAGCAAAAGAACGAACCAAUUGCCGAGAUGUUACUUUCGAAAAAGGAGAUGGGCGAGGACGUACGAAGAUCACUUCGGCAGUUCCGUCGGAAACAACCGGACAAACGCAAGGUGUCGGGUGGAGGUACGAAACUGACCAAUGAUCAGAAGUUGUUUUUACGCACGCAUGGUACCAUGGGAUUGGCGUGUCUCCGAGCCGUGCAUCAAGCUUACGGGAACCGGGCUCGAGCUCAGAAGCAAACUGCGUUGAAUGAUAGAGUGUCUGGGAUGAAGGAAUGUCGAGAGUUGGGGAUUGAGAGACUGCAGGUGAAUUUAAUUUUAAUUUAAUAGCUUAGUCCCUGUACAAAUAUCAACUAUCAGUACUUGGCAGGGAAUCCACAACAGCGCAAGCCAAUUACUGCGGCCCCUUUAACAACAAACAUAAUGAUAAUAUAGGAACAAGUUGUUUCCUUGUCCUCAGAGGCAAGUUGUAAGAUACUAUUUCGACACUAAACCAACUUUUAAACUCCUAAAAUAACGUUCAAACUUUAGAAAGCUUCGAUUUGAUACGGAUACAACUACCUGAAAAAUACAAGGAGAACUUUUCGAACGAACUGUCAACUUCUCCUCUGGGAGGAAACCGGAGCACCCGGAGAAAACCCACAACUUUCGGCAGAGCGUUGAGAGACUCUUUUCACAUGAGUCCGUAUAAUUCUCACACUUAUAAGUAUCGAAAUUUCUGACGUUGACUACACACUGUGCUACCAAUGCUUACUGAAUCUUUACUUUUCCACAGAGUAUGAAACAAGAAUAUCAGGAGAACAUCCUACGAGAACGUAUUCGAGAUGGCGUGAGAAUCGCAGACACGUUGCGUGAGAACGAAGUGAAGCAAAACGAAGAGCGUCGGAAGGUUUCGGAACGCCGAACGGCAGCGAUGGUCGAAGAUCGCAUACGUCAGUCUCAUUUGGCAUUCGCGCGCGACUUUGCCUGUCAACAGAACUCCGUGUCACAGGCGUUACGAAAUCACGACCGCGCCGAGGCGAAAAAAGAAAAACAGAAAAAGAUGGCGGAAGCGGUACGGGUUGAGAGGGAGAGUAAUUUGGAGAAACAGGCGUUAGUUAAGAAAUAUAUGGAACAUCGGAGGUUGAUGAGUCAAGCAGAAGUAAGCUUUCAUUCUAUAAACCAUAUUGUAGCCUGCUCGCAGCCUGUUUCGAAAUUCAGCAAUUUCGACAUGUCCCGCUUUCGAAAUUUCGGACCAAGAGCAGGCUAACCUUAGUGUACCGAUAAGGAUGAGUAGUGCAAUGAUGUGGAUACAGUUACCUGGAAAAUACAAGGAGAACUUCGACGUUUUGAACGAGGGAGCCUACUAAACCCCGACGAAGGGCCUUCGCUCAAAACGUCGAAAUUCUCCUUGUAUUUUUCAGGGAGUUGUAUCCCUAUCAAUCCUAGCCUCCUCCGCAGGCAACUCUUGAAACACCAUAAAUAAAUUCAGUUGGGAGAUACUUGAGGGAUACGGAAAAAAUUGGGGAAGGCUCCUCGCCUCGCCUUUUCUCCAAUUUUCCUUCUUUAUCCCUCAACUAUCCCUUAACUAUCAAAUCAACUAUCCCUCAUUACACACAGUGGCGAAGCCAGCCCAACCAUUGGUCAUGCUCUGCAAAUAUUUCCGUGUUCAUAGACCGUGAAAACAAUCAAUUUCUAAAGAAAUGAAUAAUGAUGAUGUUUGCUGCUGAAAAGUUUGCUUGGCCACGGUGGGAAUCGAACCCGCGACCUUUGGGAUACUAGUCUACGAAUAAUGAUAUUUAAAAUUUGCAUAGCAUGACCAACUUGUCGGGCUGGCUUCGCCACUGCUUACACCAGCACAGACUGCUACUGUGGGUCGAGGCUAGGAGGGAUUUACAUAGGUUGGGUAAUGUUGCGCAUGUACGAUGCACCUGAACGUAUUAAUGUACAAUAUUUUCACAUUGAUGUUUCAGAUGUCCAAAGCCAGAGCCGAAAUCAACACUAGAUUACUGGACGAAGCAAACAAACAAUUUAUGGAGUUUGAGGCGAGCAUGAAGCGUGCCAAAACGAGGCAAUCUAAAGCCGCCGAGUUUUGUCCUCUACCUCCAUUGAAUGCACCCAACCUGGACACUCCCUUGGCUGUUCUUAGCCCUGCCAUGGUUAACCAAUGGGAAGAAUGCUUACAGCGGGAUGGCCGACAUUUUGAUGACGUGUUUUCUAUAAGCAGUUCUGAGAAUGUUUGCUAA
Molecule: messenger RNA, 5697 nt
Organism: Paramuricea clavata
Lineage: Eukaryota; Metazoa; Cnidaria; Anthozoa; Malacalcyonacea; Plexauridae
Source: the annotation of a GenBank genome assembly